Molecule: messenger RNA, 1916 nt
Organism: Cajanus cajan (pigeon pea)
Lineage: Eukaryota; Viridiplantae; Streptophyta; Magnoliopsida; Fabales; Fabaceae
Product: cytochrome P450 94A1
Molecular function (GO): iron ion binding; heme binding; oxidoreductase activity, acting on paired donors, with incorporation or reduction of molecular oxygen
Source: RefSeq, a predicted model, not a curated record
UCAACGUCACAUACAAUACACAUAACAACUGAAUAUCGAUUUCCACCGUAAAUUUAAUACCAAUUGCCAAUUUUGAAGACACACGAAAAUGAUUGAGAUGCUUCUGAAUCUGCAGCUAUUAGCUUCUUUCUUUCUCUUAUUCAGCCUUCCCCUCGUUUUCUUCUUCUUCUUCUUCUCCAAGUCCACAGAUUUGAAAAAGAAAGAAGAAGCUCAUACAACCAUCACUCCCCCAAAAGUAUACCCACUCAUUGGCUCCUACUUAGCCUUCAAAGACAACACCAACCGCCGCAUCCAGUGGCUAUCCGAUCUGGUCAAAAUCUCACCCGCCGCCACUAUCACCCUCCACCGCCCCUUGGGCAGCCGCCAAGUCGUCACCGGCAACCCCGCCACUGUAGAGCACAUUCUCAAGAGCCGUUUCUCCAACUACAAAAAGGGAAACACCUUUAUUAACACCCUCUCUGAUUUCCUCGGCACUGGAAUCUUCAACGCCGACGGCGACACGUGGAAGUUUCAGAGGCAAGUGGCCAGCCACGUGUUCAACACAAAGUCUCUUCGCAAGUUCAUUGAACAAGUGGUCGACACCGAGCUCUCCGAUCGUCUCCUCCCCAUCCUCGCUUCAGCGGCAGCAACACAAGACCAAACCCUAGAUUUCCAAGACAUUCUCCAACGUUUCGCCUUCGACAACAUCUGCAAAAUCGCGUUCGGCUUCGACGCGGAGUACCUGACGCCGUCAGUUGAACGGAGCAAGUUCGCCGUGGCCUACGAAGAAGCCACGGAGAUCAGCAGCAAACGGUUCCGCGAGCCGUUUCCGUUAAUUUGGAAAGUGAAGAGGGUGCUUGACGUAGGUUCGGAAAAGCGAUUGCGAAUGGCAGUGAAGGAAGUGCAUGAGUAUGCGAAGAACUUAGUGAGAGAAAAGAAAAAGGAGCUGAAGGAGAAGGCCUCGCUUGAAUCGGAGGACAUGCUUUCGCGGUUCUUGAGUUCGGGGCACUCCGAUGAGGACUUCGUGACGGACAUAGUUAUAAGUUUCAUUUUGGCAGGGAAGGACACGACGUCGGCGGCGCUGACGUGGUUUUUCUGGCUGCUAGCUAAGAAUCCGCGCGUGGAGAGGGAGCUUGAGAAGGAGAUAAUGGAGAAAUCAGAGGCUCCGGUGUACGAUGAAGUGAAACAUAUGGUUUACACGCACGCGGCGUUGUGCGAGAGCAUGAGGUUGUACCCACCGGUGCCGAUGGACACGAAGGAAGCAGUGGAGGACGACGUUUUGCCGGAUGGGACGGUGGUGAAGAAAGGGACGAUGGUGACAUAUCAUGUUUACGCGAUGGGGAGAAUGGAGAGCAUUUGGGGUGAUGAUUGGGCUGAGUUUAAGCCUGAGAGAUGGUUAGAGAAGGAUGAAACUGGAAAGUGGAGGUUUGUCGGCAGAGAUUCUUUAAAUUAUAAUCUGUUUAAGGAAGGUCCUAGGAUGUGUUUGGGGGAGGAAAUGGCUUUCAUGCAGAUGCAGAGGUUGGUGGCUGGGAUUAUGAGGCGCUUCAGGGUUGUUCCCGCGUUGGCGCCGGGUGUCGACCCUCACUUCAUUUCCUUCUUAAGUUCCCAGAUGGAAGGUGGUUUCCCCGUCAAGAUCCUCCACAGGGAAACUUCACAUUCAAACUAAAUCUAUCUUGUUUAAUUAGUCCAUGUCAUUUACUUUUCUUUCUUCAAGUUGGAUGUUAGACUAGAGCGUUGAUCUUGUUUGUAUGUUUUUUAUUAAUUAUUUGAAGCUUAUAAUAAAUUACGAUUAAUGUUAGUUAAAUUUAUAUUUCUUAAAGAAGAUGGUGAAGAAUAGAGGUAAGCAAGGACAUGGAUAUGGAUACCGAAUUGUGUACUAAUACCUUUUAGUGGAAUAUAAUAAUAUGGCCUAUUGGAGUGGGAACAUAAUUAUGAUU